Condylostylus longicornis is the source of this 954-nucleotide messenger RNA. RefSeq lists its product as uncharacterized. The record is from RefSeq and is a predicted model, not a curated record. Lineage: Eukaryota; Metazoa; Arthropoda; Insecta; Diptera; Dolichopodidae. Bases 1 to 954 code for a protein of 317 amino acids. The transcript has 3 exons.
AUGGAGAGUUUAUUUGGUAAUCCAGUUAUUGAUGAAAGUACAACAAGCGCUCACUGGCAUACAUAUUCAGCAUUCUUGAAUUCAUUUAGUAAAACCGAUAUUAUACGCGUACAAUUUCAAAAGCUGAUGGUAUAUGAUAACAAUAGAAAUGUGGGUAUUACAUCAUGCUUAAAAAACUACAUUUCAUUAAACAAAAGUGAGAGCAAAGCGCUUAUUAAUGGUAGUUGGUCACCUGAACAAUCAAUUGAGCCAAAGACUUUAUCUGAUGAUAAUUCGUUACUUUGCUCUGAUGCUAAUGAAAAGCCAAAAAUUCAACUAACCAAAGUACAAUGGAGAGUGCAGCACAUCAAUUUAACUGAUGCAUUGAAAUUGAAUUUGUACAGCAAUAUUACAAAUAAUGCGAAAAUAAUGUUAGCUUUCAGAAAUUUGGAAUUAUAUGAAUAUCCGUCAUUUCCACAAAAUACUAAUCAUCAGAUUUGGAAUGUAAAAACAACAGCUCAAUUGGAAAAACCUCGUUUCAUUAUUUUUGCGCUACUAACAGAUAAACUUAAUCAAUUUACAAAAGAUCCAUCAAAAUUUGAUCAUUGUAAUAUAACUGAUCUAAAAGUUUACCUCAAUUCAGAAUGCUAUCCAUAUGAAGACAUAACUUUACUAUUUGAAAGAAAUCGUUACGGGGUGGCUUAUGAUGCCUAUACAAGAUUUCGAAGUAGUUAUUAUAAUUAUCCUGUUGCUGAACCAUUGUUAACGUUAAAGGAAUUUAAGCAAAAGGCUACGAUCCUAAUUAUAGAUACACGCUAUCAAAAUGAAAAUCUAAAAAUGGGUCCGGUUGAUGUUAGGGUCGAAUUGAAAACUUCAGAAAUGAUAUCUGCAAAUACCAUAGCUUACUGCCUAAUGCUACAUGACAGAUUAGUAGAAUUUACGUCAUUGAGCGGGGAAGUCGUCAAAAUUAUUUAA